AUGACCUCCUUCGCCCAUCGUCCUGCGCCAUGCGACGCGCUGCGGGGUCUCGUUGAUGAUAUCUCUCAGCAACGGUUCUCUAUGAGCAUUGAGACUCUACGGAUGCUGCAAGAAUCCUUGCAUCUUGCCCAUGCGCUCGUACAAGAAGCCAUAAACACACGCUGCUCCGUCGACAGGCUCCCGCCCGAAAUAUUAGGUCACAUAUUUUCCCUGGUCCCCAGCAGCCUUCCAACCCAUGGGUUCAUGGCGCCGUCUUCUGCACGACACACGUAUGACCUCCCCCCGCUAACACAAGUCUGUCGUCGUUGGCGGGCGAUCGCGCUCGAUGCGUCCUCUCUCUGGUCGACUAUAUGCGAGUCGUCUCCAACACAUACAGCGACGGGUGUGUUCCGCGCCCGAGCACGACGCGCCCUUCUAAACGUGUACCUAGAUGGUACGCACGCCAGCACCGUACUUUCAAACAUUCUCGCCCACGACGCGGACGACAUCGCGGAACUACGGCUAUGCGGCCUGCAGAACGUCCCUACUGCCCGAUUGGCGUCCGAGUUCCUCGCUUCUCCCGCGCCGAAGCUCAAGCACGCUGCGAUUCGGUGCCGGGCGAGGUAUAGCGGCUCAGAAGCUCCUGCUGCCCUCACGCCUGUCGCCGAACUCUGGAGCGGGAUGGCUCCGAAACUCGCAACGCUGGAGCUGCAUGACGUCCCCUUCAUACCCUCAAAUUCCUUCCAGUCUCUCACUGUGUUCACGCUCGUCUGGGAAACUACACCCGUCGAGUGGGCGCUGUCUGACCUUUUCGCGCUGCUAGGAGGGGCACCGUCGUUAGAGCGUAUCUCCUUGCGCGGACUUCCUUCCGACCUUCACCUGCGUAACUCGCCUUCACCUGACGCUUCCACGUCGAUCGCCCUCCCCUGUCUGCAAACCCUAGAGAUCGGCGACUGCCGCGGCCCAGUUUGUUCGGUUCCCCUCCUCCGCCUUUUCCUCGCGCACCUCGCGGUACCAGUUGGGGCAUCCAUACGCCUGUACGGGCUGGACGCGCGCCGGCUAUUGGACCAGCUCGACUUCGCGCCCGCGAUCUUCCAUGCGGACGACAUGCGAACGCGGCUUACGAUCGACAUGUCGUUCACCAUGCUGACACUGUCCCUAUCCGAUUUGGGCUCAACAUCCUCCUUCUGCUUAGAGCUCGGAACGGGCGGCGCGACCAAGGCGGCGCUCGCGCAGGCAGUUACGGCCUUUGCACAGGGAUCCGGCGUCGCGCCAUCCGUGCGCGAGCUCGUCGUACGCAGUCAACGGGCGUGGGCAUCUUGGUGCGAACCUGCGCUACUGCUCGCCCUCCUUCCACGAGUCAGCAUACUGGAGCUGCAAGAUGCCCACCUCGCCUCGAGCGUCGUGGACGCCCUACGGCCGCCCAUGGUGGAAGGAGCGGCGGGCGACGUUCCGUGCCCUAAUCUAGCGACCAUGCGCUUUCCACCUCUCGACCCGGAGCUUGUGCAGAGGCUCAACUUGGUAUCGAAAGAUAGGGCGUCAUGCGGAGCUCCCGCACUCCAUAUACCAGCCGGCCAUCAAGAGCCCCAGGCCUUGGUCGAUGUCGCAGGCGACCUCUGAGACUUCCGCUGGAAGUCACAUCCUCCAGCGUACACUUUCAUCCUCAGUGUUCCUGCCGAAGUGUACAUUACCGAGCCGCACAACUUCCAAAGCGUCGGGACACAAUAGUAAAGUAAACUCCACGAUAUGCAUCGUCGUAACCACAACCGUGACACUAGUACACUACUCAAACGUUCCCGGAGAGUGCACAUUGACUCCCCGUGCGAACUCACACAUUCGUCCUAUUGUGAACCGUAUUUGACACGCCCUUCAUUGACUUUUCGUCCCCCAAGCGCGGUCACGGCCGUCGACCAUCGCGUCUACCAGGCGACCCGCAAGCGCCCAUCCUUUU
This is a messenger RNA of Trametes versicolor FP-101664 SS1, 1930 nucleotides long. RefSeq lists its product as uncharacterized. The record is from RefSeq and is a predicted model, not a curated record. The transcript has 3 exons. NCBI's taxonomy places the organism in Eukaryota, Fungi, Basidiomycota, Agaricomycetes, Polyporales, Polyporaceae. Bases 1 to 1599 code for a protein of 532 amino acids. Gene Ontology annotation, molecular function: protein binding.